UGUUACAACCAGACUCAGUCCAACUCUGUCACUUGUGUGGUACAGAUUGACGCGUGCUUAUAUUGUAAAUUUCCGUGUUCAAAAUUGUAUGAACGACCUUACUUUCCGUGGUGAAUUUGUAGUUUAAGUGCAGGAAAUUACAGAAAAAUGGAUAACUCAUCCAUCAGUGAAAUAGAUCAAACAGCAUUGUUGGUAUCCCAUCUGGCACAGAUGUGCAUGGACGCUGACAAUGCGGACGUCACCUUUAUCGUGAAGGGCGAGCAUCUACCAGCGCAUCGGAACAUCCUAGCGGCAAGGAGCGAAUAUUUCCGGGCACUUUUAUAUGGUGGACUGAAGGAGUCAAAGCAGAACGAAAUUGCACUCGAUGUUCCGGUAGAAGCAUUCAAGUUUUUGAUGAAAUAUAUCUACACCGGCCGUUUGCCGUUAAAGAAGAUGAAGAACACCGACAUUCUAGAUAUACUUGAGUUAGCUCAUCAGUAUGGGUUUAUCGACCUGCAGACGGCUAUUUCGGAUUACCUUUGCAAAGAUAUUUGCAUGGACAAUGUGUGCUAUAUAUCAAGAACUGCUUGUUUAUUAGACCUUAACAGCUUAUCCACUGCAUGCUACACGUUUAUGGACGAGAAUGCGAGCAGUGUCUUGAAGUCGGAUAUGUUCCGUAGCAUAUCCUAUGAGGCCCUGUUCGGUUUAUUAAAGCGGACGACUUUUUUCGCUGAUGAAGUCGAAAUCUUCAAAGCUGUUCAUGAUUGGUGCCGAUUCAAUGAAGCAAAAUCAGAUAAAGCUGAGAAGCUCUAUAAUCAGGUACGGUUUAUGCUGAUGUCUCAGCAUGACCUUUUGAAUGUGGUGCGGAGUGCAAAUGUCCUGGAUCCGAAUCGUCUGUUGGAUAUAAUUGCUGAGAAAGAGAAGUCAUCGGAAUUGCCUCAUCGUGCUACAUCCUUGGUGGAGCUGACUAUAGCCAAUGAUAAGAUUAAGUGGUCCCCAACAUUUUCAAAUAUGUUGAGCCUGAAUGGUGAAAUCGAUUUGGGUAAACAUAUCAUGGUCAACUGUAUUCGAGUGGAAAAGUCAAAUGUAUACUGUACGUGAUAGAGGGACGCCAGAAACUUGUUGCCCAAGAUCAUCGCUUUAGAACGAGUCUCAACCUGGAAGGAGUGUUUUUAAUGACGUCUCGUACCAUACCUUAGCAUUAACUUCCUCACUGGUUUACCUUAUGAGUGGAAUUUAGUAUAAAACCCCCGUCAAAGAGCACACGCCAGGGAAACAGUACGGCACGUUGCUAUGUGUCACCGAUCGUUUACGUUCGAAAUGGGACGGAGCAGGCCGCACCACCAUCACCCAAAAGCGAUACCGUACGGAAGCUAGCGAUGAAUUGUGUGCAAAACACGGCUUUAAUAUCCAAUCGGUCGUUUUGUACGUGUGCAACACCUCGUAGACUACACACGGCUUAUGGCGCACUGUCCAUACCGAGCCGGCUUGGGCACAGACGAGUGUCGGGCAUUCGCUUUACCGCGUCCUGUGGUCAUCGUCGUCAUUGCACACCGAUGAGUCUCACGUUUAUUGCCCUACCCCGUUUCAGUUCACACAGUGGCGCGAGUGGCAUGGGAUAAUGUACAACGAGAAAAACAAAAACAAUAAAUGGCAGUCCGUUAUUGAUCCGUAUUAAAUUUUUACUAGCAUGCAAAUCAAUUUCCUCACACUUUCCUUACGCGAUCUUUUGUGACCUGCGAUUACUGCGAGGGUACGGGAGGAGAUGCCAACAGAGUGGCAGCCAUCGUUAGUGUGAUUGUCUGGGGGCAUCGUUAUGGCGGCAAGUUUGCGGAGACAAAUGCGUGUGCGGCCGGCUUUUGUUGCUGCACGACGGCGUUGGCGAUAUGAUGGCGGUCUCCACUUUUGCCCGGUUUCGUCUGGAUGUCUGGAAGGGUAGCCUUGUGCACAUCGAAGUGAAUUGGUUUUUGCCAUGUAAGGGGGGAGGCGAAAUAUUAAAGCUUAUAGAGCCCGUUUGCAACACUGUAAGCUUUAAACGGGACAGAUCAGUCGGUGCACAGUGGUAUGAAGUGUAAAGGUUGAUGAAGGAAGUUAUCUACGGGGAUUCAACUUUCAUGGACAGUUCUUAGGUUGGAAUAAAAUUCUGUAUCAUUGCUGACCGUAGUUAAAUAUUAUAUUCCCAUAAAUAUGCAAUGCAACUCGUGGUUUUUUAAAUGUUAAAAGUCCAGUUGGCGAUCGAGUGAAAUUGAACGUAAAUUAUUGGCUUUAGAUGAUAUCCCAAAAAACGUUAAUAAAAAUACGAAUAAAAAGAUAAUAAACGUUAGGAUAUUCUGCUGUUUUGUACUAUAGUUUACAGGGUUUCCCACGAUUUUUUGGUCGUAUCCCAUAGAUUUUUGGUUCGUUCCCAUAAUGUAUUGGUAUUUUCCGAUUGGAUAUCAAUACAAUUGGACCAAAAACUUCUGGGAAACGACCAAAAAAUCGUGGGAACGCAUCAAAAAAAUAUGGGAACCAACCAAUAAAUCGUGGGAA
Molecule: messenger RNA, 2508 nt
Organism: Anopheles coluzzii
Lineage: Eukaryota; Metazoa; Arthropoda; Insecta; Diptera; Culicidae
Product: BTB/POZ domain-containing protein 9-like
Exons: 3
Coding region: 148-1080 (310 amino acids)
Biological process (GO): adult locomotory behavior; modulation of chemical synaptic transmission; circadian behavior
Molecular function (GO): protein binding
Source: RefSeq, a predicted model, not a curated record